This is a messenger RNA of Sphaeroforma arctica JP610, 270 nucleotides long. RefSeq lists its product as hypothetical. The annotation marks the transcript as partial. The transcript has a single exon. Lineage: Eukaryota; Ichthyosporea; Ichthyophonida. The record is from RefSeq and is a predicted model, not a curated record.
GCACCUCAACACUCAACGAAGGCAUGGACAACACCAACUGACCAUUUAACCAUCGGCAGGGCUGACGAUAUAAAGCGAAUCAGCCCAGUUAAACGCAGAAUUCGCCGCGCAAAGCCUGUACCUCAAGUGGCACCACAUGAUAAUGUGUACGAUACUCGCAGGAAGUGUAUGUUGGAACACGGUCAAAAACGAGCACAAGAAGUUCCGGCACCCGAUGAGAUGCCGACAGAAUUUGUGGCCCUAGUAGUGCUCAGGAACCGACAACUGUGA